GGGGGCAGAUUAAUAGACUGUUUGCUAUAAUCACAUACAUAUUUAUACAUAACCUCAAAAACUUGUCUGAGGAUUCUCAACAUGAACGUUACUGAAUGCAUGCACAAGAUCCAAACUUUUGGGAACUGUUCAAAUGGUUGAUGGGACUCCGUCCUUAUGAAGACACAUUAAAAGUGUUGACUUGUUAUGAAAACUGGUCUUGUUAAUUAUUUUCAUACAUGCUUUUCCCCUUAUAAUUUUGUAUAUGCUCAUGUAACGCUGGUCUACUGAGCUACUUUGAGAACCAAUGUUGCGCAAUAUUUCUGGAUGUUAACAGUAUAAGUGAAUUAUCAGUUGCAUGUAAAUAGCAACUACAUGCAACUGUUUAUGAAUUUAUAAUCAGCGCUCUUGACAGAAAAAAAUGAGGGAGAAGAUGCAUUGCUGAAAUCCCUUUUCUUUAAAAUGUUUCAAGAGCAUAAACAUAUCUCAAGUCAAUGAUUAGAUAUAUUAUUCACACCGGUAGCCAAACUUAGUGGAAAUCAACACUGAAGUGGCUUGGUAAGGAAGAUAUUCAAUGCUAUACAUGCAUUGAUCUAUUCUCUGGUCCAGAUUACCACUUUGAUCAAUCAUUUUUCCCCCUCUCGCUGGGAUAUCACUGGAUGGGUUGUUCUAGUCUCCUACAUCUCCGUCCCUCCCCUCGGGCGCUGUUAGUAUUACCUUCACCAGGGUAGCAGUAGUUUUCCUCUUCUUCUCUGUCAGUCUCUCUCUUUUUAUGUCUCUCUCUCUCUCUCUCCCUCUGUCUCCUCCCUCUCUCUAUGUUUUUCAUAUCAUGUUCUCUCUAACUGCUUGUUCAGCCUCUCCAUGGGCUCAGAUCUUCCUGCUUCCUCAAAAUGCUCAACAAUAUUUCAUCUUCAUGCUGAUUCAUACACCACCAUCCCAUAUUAUGCCUGCCAUGCCCAUGCCGUUGGUCCCUGGAUACCCGUCUUUCGUCGCUUGAUAAGCCUGUGUUGAUAUCAGCUAGAUUGUUUUGUCUAACAGCCUUCUAAUAUAGAUCAGGCCCUGUCACAUGCAGCCGGCUUAAAGUACUGUCUACUUCCAUCUUAGGAUGUUCAUCAGAUGGUAGUAAAGUCUCUUUGAAUAUUCUCAAUAUUAAAGACACACACAAAAAUCCAAGUGUGUCGAUGACUUGAUGUGUCUAUGAACCAGCUGAAGAACAAACUCAAAAAGUCAAAUAAAUGUUUGUACUUGUUUCUCAGACAGUUUAGUCAGGUGGCAUUGUGUGACAGGGCCUAUUUUCUCUUGUUCAACUGUUGGGGGGGCAUUUCAUAAAGAUCUUGUUUUAUCUGACAGAUACCAUACAUGUAGGAACUGUGCUUCUCAGUCAAUUAAAAUCAUGGAAAGUUGUCAGAAGACAAGAGUUGUUGAAAUGGUCCCGUAGAGACAAAUAAUGGCAGAGUUUUAGAAUGUAAAAAAUAUGAAUAUUGAUCGUUGUGUUGUAGGCAUGCCCCUUGACCAUGAUCUGACCAAUGCUGUAAUGCAGCAUGCAAAUCUGAAUCUACAUGUAAGUCACACUUAAAUCUUUGUGGAAUGGCCCCCAGACCUUUUCCUGUACCCGUAAGUUUCUGACAUUAUGACAAUACUGUAUCAUUGCCCCCUUCUUCAUCCCUUGACGCUAUUCAAAGAAAUCUAUUUCCCUUACCAUAGGUGGUCAUUACAUCCCAUGUUACCUGACACUUCCAACCCUAAUGUUAUUAUCCAGCCAUCGGACUGUCAAGAGGCUUUGGUCAUGUGAUACGUCUUCUUCGGUCAGUUGCUUUGUCUUGUUGUCCCCAUCUGAUGACAGGUCAAUUUCGUAAAUUUGAGAUGCUCUUUUUGUUUUCCCAAAUUUCUAAGAGCCUUCGUUCUAUCCGGUCUCGUCACGGGUGAUCCAGAAAUGUACCCUGGAGUAUGUCUUUGCAUUGAGGAACCACAAUACUGAUAGCAUAUCUGUGAAAGUUGUUUGCUUUUUAUUUUAAAGUGCUUCUCUCUGAAUUGAAGAAUCCUUUUCGGCAGCGAUAUUGAAUGAGGUUCUAUUGAUAGUAAAACAAUUUUUUAAAUCUAAGUUAUUGAGUGUUACUCAUGUUCACACAUUCACACUAUGCAUUUACAACGCUUUAACUACCUGACCAAUUAUUCUUUGAGACCAGCUCUUUUGAUUUGAUAUGAAGGAAUAACAAUCAAAUUUACUUUUGGAGACUAGCUGAGGAAAUUAUUUAGCCUUAAGUUUUCCCCACUCGAGGUAUAUCUUGUUUAUCUGGUAAUUGGCAUGGAGACUGCUUCAGAACAUCAUGUAUGACUCCCAAUGUGGAAAUGACACUCAGAUGGGCUUUUGAUGCAUUCUUUCCUGUUUACAAUAGCUUUAUCCCAAACUGACUGAUAGCCAUCGUGAAGAAUCAAGGAACUUCAAAAAGAAGCUUCUUGGAAGAAUUGAUCAUUGCAUAUGGUAUGUGUUUUUACUUUAGGAAACACUCUAUUUGAAACCAUAUUUUUCUGAAUUGUUGCAUAUUUUGAUGGAAGUGACAUAUUAUAUGGAUUCAUUGCAUCAUCAUGAUGACUUAUAGCAGAGGUUCCACAUCAGGAAUUCAGCGUUUCCAUAGCAAUAUUACAAGAAGUGGUCACAUGACAUGUACUAACCGGAAAUAUGCUCCCUGAUCAAUUCCAAGCGUGAGUGACCAGAGCGCUAGGUUAAAAACAAAAGGAUGAGAAUCGGCGAGCUUCUUUGGAUCCGUAAAAAGCAGAGACGCCGCCGCCACAAAAUCUUUCGCAAUUCGGACGAAGUGCCCGCCCCAUUGCCAAUGACGCUUUGGUUUGACAAUUUGAUUCUGUCGGUUGGACUGGAGCCAUACGUCCUUCGCCUCAGCAGAGAUUUGCCUAUCGUGAGACAAGAGCCAAGACAGCCUCUGUGGCACACACAUGGGGUGAAGACGGGGUUCCUGAGCAUCUGUAACGGUCCUAAGAAUGCCCAGCGAGUCCGCGUCCAACUCUCAACCGAAACCAUAACUCUCCAGAAAGAAGAAUCAUUCGUAGUCAAUCCAGUUGAUCCGCAUGGGGGUCAUGAAACAAAUGGAACAGAAGUGGACUCAGCAAGGGAGAGAGUUAUCACGAUAAGAAGGCAAAAGGUUGGAGGUCUUGGACUUAGUAUAAAGGGAGGAGCAGAGCACAAUAUACCCAUUCUUGUAUCAAGGAUAUUCAAAGACCAAGCAGCUGAUCAGACCGGUGAACUAUAUGUUGGUGAUGCAAUUUUAAAGGUCAAUGGACUUUCAAUAGAAAGAGCAACUCAUGAUGAAGCAGUGAUAGCACUAAAGAAUGCUGGUAACGAAGUUCAACUGACAGUCAGGCAUUUCAGAGCAGCAACGCCAUACCUCAAACAAGCAGCUAAGUUAGCAGACAGAGGGAAGUCUCCAGAUAAUAACAACACAACAGAAAACAGUUUGACAAAUGGUGGUGAAGGCUGGCAGACGAGAAAUGCCUCAUCCACAACAGCAACCGUUCACAACCAAUCCCCAAGGCCACAGCCAAAGUUGCAGACGAGAUGGGUUGAUAUGCUCUCAAUAUCAUUACUCAUGGCGAGAGUUACAAGAUAUUCAAGUGGAACAGAUAAAAUCAGGCCGAAUACGUUUGAGGUGAUAGGUGUUGAUGGAACGUCUUCAGGGACUCUCCUUUGCCAGAGUUCAACAGAGCUCUUAGACUGGCUCAAAGUUAUCAACUCAAGUGUAGCAACCCUCAAUGCCCAGUCAAUGAAGCUGUCAAAUGAUCUCUUACCUCCAGUAGAUCAAAUCAUGCACUUUGGUUGGGUAGAAGAGAGACUUGCAAGCAACUCACAUCACAACAUAUGGAAGCCUAAAUUCCUGGCAAUAAGAGGGGCCGAUGCCCUCAUCUUUGAAUCACCACCAGUUAACCCUAGAGACUGGAUUAGGUGUGAGAGAAGUUACAAACUUUUUGAAGUUGUUUCAAGAAUAUUCAAGGAUUCUGAACUCCAAGAUGACCGAGCCCAUUGCUUCCUCCUUCAGUCCGGAGCAGACGACUGUCAUUAUCUUAGCGUAGAGAACAGGAGUGAAUUAAACGUCUGGCAGAGUGCGGUCCUCAGAGCAACUCAUGCAUCAGUCAGUAAACUUGGUACCAAGACAUAUGGAUGCACGUGGAGGAAGAGGGUCGUAGGUUUGACCCUUGACCUAGAAACUGGUUUCACUCUGUUCGAUGCUCAUAACAAGGCUCUGCUGUGGCGGUAUCGUUUCUCACAACUUAAGAAUUCCUCGGAUGAUGGCAAUGCAAAAGUCAAACUCCAAUUCACUAAUGCCAACACCGGUCAGCUUGAAAUGCAGGAGCUCGAAUGUCCGAACCUGCGGAAACUUCUUCAUUGUAUGCAUGCCUUCCUAGCAAGUAAGCUUGCAGCCAUCGACCCCAUUUUCCUCCGAAGCACAACUCAACUCCCAUGCGACUCAUGACAGUGUGCAAGACAACCUAUUAAUCAAUUUAACAUAUUGUGAAUAUGCUAUUCAUACUUUUUAAGAUGUAAUGUUUCCUCUCGUUUUCUUCUUGACUCUUCCUUUUACAUUGUCUUUGUCUCAAUCCUUUUUUCUUUGUCACUAUCAUUUCCAUAGCUCUUAUUCUCCCUUUCUUUUUGUCUGUUUUCCCCUUCUCCCCUCUCUCUUUCUCUCGUCCUUCAAUUCUUUGUUCACAUUUUUCAGUCUCUCUGAUUAUCUUGCUACCAUCUCUCUCCCCUUUUCCUCUUCUUUUUUUAUCUUCUUCUUUCCAAUAUGUCUACACCUCUCCUACUAGAAAUGAUAACAGACAAGAUAGAAUGUUUAGUUUGUAAAAAUUUCCUUUUCAAGCAAUUUUUUUACUCUACUUUUACCUCAAAUAAGCGCAACUCAUAUAUGUGUGCCAGCUGAAUUUGCUUUUGGCUCCUUUUUUUUUAUCUGCCGGUUACAGUAUAAGAUGGUUGUCAUUGCAACUCCAAAUGGUCAAUCCAGAACUUAAUUUUUUUAUUAUGUGCUGAGGUUUUAAACAACUACAACUGUGUGCUACUUGACCAAACAAAAUACAUUAUAUGUAAGAUCAUGGAUUGAAAGACUAUUUCAAACUUCAAAAAUGUUUAAUAAGAAUCUUAUAUUGUCACAUAUAAUGCAUUAAUGGCAUCUCAAAAGUCAAAUGCGCAAAAAUGAAUAUUAUGACCAAUCAGAUAAACCUUUGCUGGCCCAACACUUAAUAGCUCAUAUGAAAAUAUUGCAACAUUUGUUGUACUUGGAUCACCAGAAGAGCACAAAAAUCAGUCAGUUGCGAGAUGAAAAAAAAAAUGAAUUGCCCUACCGAGCAAUGCAUUGUUUGUAUUUUGCUUUCUGACUUUGUAAUUCUUUUAAUAGGUGGAUGGAAUACAUAAACCUUUCUAUCCUGAUGCUUUGUCAUGUAACACAAGGUAAAAGGACAGAAAGGGUCUUAUGAAUUUAAUAUAUUUUCUUUUUGUUGCUAUAUUGAGGCUGGUUUAGGAUUGCUGCUGCUUUACAUCUGAAAAAAUAAUAAAAAUUAAUUUGCGUUUCUAAAAUUUGAAAUAUUUCUAAGAUUUCUAAAGAGGAUUUGAACAGCCAUUCUCCAUCCUUUUCACCCAUAAUUCAAUAAUGUGUAGUUAUUAAUUGUUCUUACAAACUAUUCUCAAUGUAUUUUUGUCACAUAUUUUCUAAUUUGCCAAAUUGUUCAUCAUUACUAAUUUUUUUUUUUCUUUUUUUUUUCAUGUAAUAUUGAAGAUCAUAUGAUUUCUUUGUAAUUUGUGGUUCAAGGAACCAUUUAACAUUGUUAAAGCAGUAUUCCAUCUUAUAUACUCUGUAUUCCAUGUUUUUACUUUAUUCAAAGGCACCUGUAAUUAAUAUACCUUUUUAUUUAUUUUACGAAAAACUACUUAAUUCUUUUUUUAUUCCGACCAUAAUGAUGUCUUAUUUCAUGCCAGAUCCGUCAAAUCAGGAACUCAUGUCAUUGACAUUAAUGCUGGUUCAAAAUACAUUGUUCAAUACUGAGAUACUGCCACCAUUGAUAACAAACCAUCAAGAUUUUAUUUGGAAAAAAAUAGUCCAUUUUGUGUACUCAAAACAAGAUUUCUAAAAAGAAUAAUAAUCUGUAUCUUUUUAAGUUCUUUUUCUUCCAUUACCCCAAAGUUAUGUGGAUUCUUGAUUUAAAAUACUGACAAAGACAUUUUUGACAAACCUCUUUCAAAUUUAUUGACUGAUUUGAAUGUAUAUUUAUAUAUUUUGGACGUUGUAUAUAAUCAUAGAAUUUAUUAUGCACUCAGAUAUAAUAGAAUGACAAUUUUUCAUUUGUAUUUCAUAAUUGAAUAUGUACUGUUUAUAUUGUAUUGUAAUAUUCUUUUGUGUUUACACAGUAAAGUAAAUUUCUGAAAGCACCAAUACAAUGUUUUGUCAAAAUUAAAGGUAGAUAAACAGGGUUAAAGGGGAUCUUCACUCUUAAUCUUUCAUGAAAAUUGAAGAUCUUGUGAAUUCUGUUAAUUUCAAAGUGAAACUGUAGUUCAGGAAUUAUAUUUAGGGGUCAAGUUUCCAUAUCAUUAUCAACACUUGACAUGCCAAGUUGCUAGUCAAUGCCACAUAACAGGUAGCUUUAGAUUUGAAACACAGCUUCUGUGACAUGGAAUAUUUCUAGUAUGCCCCAGUGUUUUGUUCUAUAUUGUGCAUUAUAUUUACAAACUCACACAAGAUUUUUUGAAGAUGCAAUUUUAGAAAGCAGCGCCUUGGAUUCAAGUGCACACGAAGAAAUCAGUGUGCAAACUUAUUUCUUAGUAUGCACGUACAUGAACUGUAAAGAAAUUUAAGAAUUUCAAUGUGAUCAUGUUUUCGUCAUUUCAUUGUACAAUAUCAAGUACAUGUUUUGCACUUGGUUUUUCUGGAAUGUUUGUAUCAUGAAAUUCAUUGCAAUAAUUAGUGUUUUCUCAACAAGACCACCAUAUUUUGCGACAUGUUAUUCACGGUAUCUUUACUGAUAUGCACACUUGUAACAUUUGAGGAUCAUGUGAAUGUGAUCUUAUUUGAAAGUUGAUUCAUUGUUUUGAUACUAUUCACUGUACAGAAGAAUGUUAUUUCACCAAAGUGGUUUUAAUGAACUGUCUGACACUUUAAGUCUUGAAGCACAUGUAGGUCGCCGUGUAUCUAGUUCACAAUUGGACGUGUGUUGCAGGAUAAUUUGAGGGAUUUGUUUAUCUAGUGGCUUGAUUUGACUGAAUGUGAUUUAUAUAUUUUUGGUAUUAAUGAAUUUAGAAGAAUUAAAUUACUUAAAAUAAUGAUAUAUAGCUUGACCGCCAGUAUGCUGAAUAUAGCAAACACAGAUGAGCACAUGUGGGCACGUUUAUAAUUAAAAACGACUCAUCUACAUGUACCAAACACUUAAUUUAUUUUGUUCCUACCAGAACUCUUUGGCACAUAUUUCUAAUUUCUAGAUACAAGCAGUGGGUGCAUCGUGGUCUAGUGGUUCUGACUCUCGCCUUUCAAACAGAGGGUCUUAGGUGCGAAUCCUAGCCGUGGCGUGUUUUCCUUCAGCAAGAAAUUUAUCCACACUGCUGAACUCAACCCAGGUGAGGUAAAUGGGUACCAGCAGGAAGUAAUUCCUCAAAAAACUGUGUGCACCUGAAUCGGUAGCCUAGCUUAGCCGGGUAAUAAUAAUUGCAGGGCCAGCUGGGAGAACAGUUUUCAGAACUGAAAUGGCUACCCUGGGUAAAUAUACCGUUAUUAUUAUUAAGCUUUUGUGAAGUCAUUCCAUUGGUUCUUCUUGAGUUCAUUUUAUGUUUGUUAUCACAACUUGAAUUGUUCAAUCUAGGUAUGGAUACUUAAACGUUUUAAAGCUUUUGCAGGAUUAUGAAGAUAAUGAGAAUACUCCAAUCUGUGGAUUAAUAUUGAUGGGCCCUCUUAUAAAUCUAUGGCAGACUGCAUGCAAAAAAUGUAAUAAGUUGUAAUAUUAAUUAAAUUUCUAUUUAAAUGGGCCCAGUUGGUUACUAAUUUCUUGAAGGUCAUUAAACUACCGAUUUGUAAGGAAAUUAACAGAAUAUUGAGAAGGGAAAAAGUGAUGUUAACAUUACUUUAUAUAUAUUCCGCAGUACUAUCCCAUUUAAAAUAAUAGACUUGAAAAUUCACAUUAGCAACUGAUAAAAGCUUGAAAUAUUCAUACUGGUACUUAACUAAGUUUUCAUGAUUAUCACAAGUAUAACAAAAUUAAUAUAGGAAGGCGAUAUUGAUAAUCAAAAUUAGAUAUCCUAAUUAGUUACUACCACUCUUAUAAAUCUCAUUGCAUUUAGCAUUGAAAAAUUAUGAGGCAGCUUACUUAAAGCUUGUGAAUAUUCAAUAGAAAGGUUUUACUAUCUGUAUAAUUACGGAAUGAUUAUAUACAGAAAGUAGGAAUAUAUUGUCAGGGACAGAUGUAUAUCUACCAAUAAUAGUGCUUUUCUCUACUGGACUUUUUAAAGUGUGCUAAGUUAUUAUGUUUUAGCUAUAUGUAUGUUUGUAAGUAUGGAUGUAUGUUCCCACCUAUUUAGUUUGAUGUAUGUUAGGCUUCAUUGCUACCUUUAGUUUUAUGUUACAAAUUAUUUUAUAUAUAUAUUUAUAUGUAGCUUUCAUAGAAAUGUAUUCUCAUACAUCAUGCUUCUUUAUGUUAAAUGACAUUGUGUAUAUAUGUGUUUAUGUUAUUGUAUUCUUUAUUUGUCAAAAGUUUUGGUUCCUUAAAUAUUUUCAAUAAUUUAUUUGCAUACAUACCUCAACAAACUUGUGUCACAACUUCUAAUCUCUUCAAUGGAGUAAAAAUCAAAUGUUUUUAUGUAUCGGCAAUGCAAAUUUUCUGUUGAAUGAAUACAAUGCAAAGGCAGCUCUCUUCCUCACCUCCAACCCCACCCCUCCCUGUCUCUCUCUUUCUCUCAAAUUUUCACACGUAUUCUGCUUGUUUGAAUAACACUUGAAGUAUCUUGCAAGUUUCAACCAUUGAAUAUAAAUUUUUAAAUUCAGAUUUCUCUUUUUCAAUUUUCUGCUAACAACUCAACAUUUAAAAAACUCAUUUUGUCUUUUUUGUUGAUAUGCUUUCCUGUUAAAAUUGUUUCCAAUUCAUUUCGUUUUCUGUCUACGAAACAAUACCCCCCCCCCACAAUUUGUAAUUUAAUUUCUCCAUCCUUCUCUCGUCUCCCCCCUCCCUGUCUUCCUUUCUGCCACAUUUUCUAGCUACUUAUCAGCUUCCAUGAAGACUGGUCUAUUGUAUCUGGUGGAAUGCAUGUUGCACUCAAAUUUGAUCUACUUUGACAACCAUGAAAAAGUCAUUUACUUUUUAUGAAGUUCCCACAAUUAUCCACAUUGAUGUUACUCACUUUGUCUUUUAAAUCACAUUUUACACCAGAUUUUUCACAUUCAAAUAUGUGUUAUUGGCUUGUGAACUAUUAGUAAGCUUAAAUUUAUAUUUGCUGUUGCGUAAAUCAUGGCCACGAUUUGUAGGAAAUAAACCAUGCACUAUGUAGGUGUGAAAAUUUUGCUCUGAGAAAUCGCUGUUUUAUGAGAAAAUGCAGGUAUGUUUGUAUUUUUAAACUUAUAAACACUGAUGAAUAUAUUGUGAAGGAUGCACCAAGAAGAUGCAAUGGAUAAUACAGCUAUAGAUCUGUAAAUCACUUUUCAUUGUAAUAAAAAUGGAAGAAACUUUUAA
This is a messenger RNA of Lytechinus pictus (painted urchin), 9687 nucleotides long. RefSeq names its product gamma-2-syntrophin-like. Gene Ontology annotation, molecular function: protein binding; structural molecule activity. NCBI's taxonomy places the organism in Eukaryota, Metazoa, Echinodermata, Echinoidea, Temnopleuroida, Toxopneustidae. The transcript has 18 exons. The record is from RefSeq and is a predicted model, not a curated record. Gene Ontology annotation, cellular component: intracellular anatomical structure; dystrophin-associated glycoprotein complex. Bases 2718 to 4463 code for a protein of 581 amino acids.